This is a messenger RNA of Chenopodium quinoa (quinoa), 1426 nucleotides long. RefSeq lists its product as uncharacterized. The record is from RefSeq and is a predicted model, not a curated record. The coding region runs from base 28 to 468 and encodes 146 amino acids. NCBI's taxonomy places the organism in Eukaryota, Viridiplantae, Streptophyta, Magnoliopsida, Caryophyllales, Amaranthaceae. The transcript has 2 exons.
CUUAAAGUUGAUGCAAGUACUUCAUCAAUGUCUACCCUACGAGAUGGUGGAGAUGGUGGAGGUGGUGGAGAUGGUGGUGGCAGAGGUGGUUCAGUCAUGAGAACGAAUAAAAGUUUGUGUUCUUUGGACUGUGGUGAAAUUGGUGAUCAGAGUGUAGUGUUUGUUACGCCAUUUAUGAAAAGUAAUUCUCGUGCUUUUAGUGAAAAAUUACCUCGAUUAUAUUUAGAAGCUCUUGAUUAUUGUCUGGUGGAACACUUAUUUAAUAAUAAUGAGAAUCUUGUUACUUAUGGAUUGCAUUUUCUCAUUCCAAGAGAGGAUAUAGUGUCUUUGGUGCAUCCUAAUUUGGUUCGUUGGUCAAUAGUUGAUUGCUACUGCAUUUAUCUAAAUGAACCGUGUUUUUAUGAUACUUGUGGUCCUCAAAGAUUCUUUUUUGGUGCGAGGCAAAGUGUAAGCAACUUUUUGUUUUGAGUUAUUUGUCUUCUUACUUUUUUCAAUUAUUUAUUUUUUCCUUUUAGUUUGCUGUUUUGCAUGUAUCAGAGGGGAACGAAGAUAGUUCUGCUAGUUCUGCUGUCUCGGAUUUGCACGAAAUUUGGGAUGAAUGGGUUACAUAUGAAAAUUCUGGUUGUGAUGUUAUUGGUGCAGACUUGGUAUAUAUCUUAAUUUUUUAUAUAUAUUAACUGUUUGAUGGUUGUGCUUUAUGCUUACUUUUGUUCUAUUUUUUCAGGUUUAUUUUCCUAUUCUUGUUAAUGAACAUUAUGUGCUGUUUGUGAUUGAUCAUGGCAAUGAAUUGGUUCAUUAUGUUGAUAAUAUCAUUUGGAGUGAUGAGAUGAUUACAUAUUUUCAAAAUUUGACUUUUUAUCUGGUAUGUUAUUGUCUGUUUUAAAGUAUGUUUCUAUUUUAAUCUUAUUUUUUUGUUGUUUUUAAUAUUCUGUUUUUUUUUCAGUGUUCUGAAUUUGGUGAUUUUCUAGCACGAAGAAAUCAUUCAAAGAGUGAAAAAGUCCCUUUUUACAAGUUCAAAAUUGUUGAUUUAGUGUGGCGGAAGAGUAAGGUUGAUAAUAAUGACUGUGGUGUGUAUAUGAUGUGUCAUAUGGAGCAUUUUGUUGGUGAUACAUCGUUUUCUGUAGAUGAACUUAGAACAGUGCGUGAUCUUGAAACUGAUCUGAAUUAAUUCAUUUGUUAUUGUUUAUGCUAAUGUUUUAUACAUAUUAAUGCGCCUUUUAUUUUCUUGUUGUGAGGCUGCUGGGAGGAAAUUUUUAUGUGCUAAGAUUUGUGCAAAACUCGUGUUGUCUGACAUGAACGAAUCAAGAUCUGAAGUCUUAUCAGAAGUUGAAAAAUUUAAUGAGAAGAAGAGCGAUCUUUCAUAUGUUGCUGAAAUUGAAGGAAGGAGGAAGGCUGCAGCAGCGGAGAAGAAAAAGAAGAAAUCUGA